Closterium sp. NIES-65 is the source of this 624-nucleotide messenger RNA. The record is from the annotation of a GenBank genome assembly. Lineage: Eukaryota; Viridiplantae; Streptophyta; Zygnematophyceae; Desmidiales; Closteriaceae.
AUGACCAGCUCCACCGCCACCUCCGCCUCAUCCGCCGCCUCCGUCGCCUCCGCCACCACUGCCGCCUCCGCCACCACCGCCGCCUCCGCUCCCUCCGCCACCGCCGCCGCCUCCGCCACCACUACUACCACCGGUACCCACACCCCCUCCACCACUCCCACCACCACCCCCACUCCCCCCGCCGCCUCCACCGCCACCUCCACCGCCCUCGCCAGCUCCUCCAGCGCCCUUGCCCCCCUUGCCCUUGCAUGUGCGGCGCUUCCCCGAAGGGGCAGACGCAGCACCGACCGACUCAAAACCAACGAGGUCGGCCGCAGCAGCAGAAGCAACAGAGGGCAAGAGGGGGGAGGGAGAACACCCCUCAAAGACAGGGCUCGGGCGGCUCGGCAGCAGGGCGGCUCGGCGGCUCAGCGGCUCGGCUACUGGGCGGCUCAGCGGCUGGGCGGCUCGGCUGCAGUGCGGCUCGGCGGCUUGGCGGCUCGGCUGCUGGGCGGCUCGGCUGCUGGGCGGCUCGGCGGCUGGGCGGCUCGGCGGCUCGGCUGCUGGGCGGCUCGGUGGCCCGGCUGCGGCGGCUCCUGCCUCCGUGACGACGGCCCGAGUGUAGGUGGGGCGGCCGUGGGAUAG